This is a messenger RNA of Bombina bombina (fire-bellied toad), 2291 nucleotides long. RefSeq names its product lysine acetyltransferase 7 (gene KAT7). Gene Ontology annotation, biological process: regulation of DNA-templated transcription. NCBI's taxonomy places the organism in Eukaryota, Metazoa, Chordata, Amphibia, Anura, Bombinatoridae. Gene Ontology annotation, cellular component: nucleus. The transcript has 15 exons. Bases 144 to 1997 code for a protein of 617 amino acids. The record is from RefSeq and is a predicted model, not a curated record. Gene Ontology annotation, molecular function: histone acetyltransferase activity; zinc ion binding.
GAGAAGUGAAAGGGGCGUACGUGCGCCUGCGUACUACCUAACCGUUACCCGGAGACGGGAUCAGACCGGACUCACACUGCGUUUAACUGUGUAUCCCCGGUGCCCAGGGUGGGAGCAGAGGAGAAGGGCGGUAGCACCAAGCGAUGCCCAGGAGGAAGAGGAAUGCUGGAAGCAGUUCGGAUGGGACAGAAGAUUCUGAUUUCUCUACCGAUAUGGACCACACUGACAGUUCAGAAAGUGAUGGGAAUUCCCGGGGGCCUGCUAGAGUCACUCGUUCCUCUGCAAGACUGAGUCAGAGCUCUCAAGAUUCCAGCCCAGUCGGCAAUCUGCAAUCGUUUGGUGCAGAGGAGCCGACCUACUCCACUCGGAGGGUGACCCGCAGCCAGCAGCAGCCCACCCCCUUGACUCCGAAAAAAUACCCUCUCAGACAGACCCGCUCAUCGGGAUCGGAAACCGAGCAAGUGGUGGACUUUUGUGAUCGAGAUGCAAAAAAUGCAGGGGAUCAUGAUGAGUCACCCCCUCGCACUCCAACUGGCAAUGCACCAUCAUCUGAAUCAGACAUAGACAUUUCCAGCCCUAAUGUGUCCCAUGAUGAAAGCAUUGCCAAGGACAUGUCCAUGAAAGAUUCUGGAAGCGAUCUCUCUCAUAGGCCUAAACGAAGGCGCUUUCAUGAAAGCUACAAUUUCAAUAUGAAGUGUCCAACCCCAGGAUGCAACUCCUUAGGCCACCUAACUGGGAAACAUGAAAGGCACUUUUCCAUUUCAGGAUGCCCCCUCUACCACAAUCUUUCUGCGGAUGAGUGCAAGAAUUGUGAUGAAUUUCAGGUAAGAGCACAGAGUCGCGACAAACAGGUGGAAGAUAGAAUGCUGUCACACAGACAGGAUGAAAAUAACAGGCAUGCAACAAGGCACCAGGCUCCCACUGAACGCCAGCUGAGGUACAAAGAGAAGGUGACUGAGUUAAGGAAGAAGAGGAACUCUGGUUUAACAAAGGAGCAGAAAGAAAAAUAUAUGGAGCACAGACAAACCUAUGGUAACACAAGGGAGCCUCUUCUGGAGAACCUAACUAGUGAAUAUGACCUUGAGCUGUUCCGAAGAGCUCAAGCUAGAGCUUCAGAGGAUCUGGAGAAGCUGCGAUUGCAGGGACAGAUUACAGAAGGAAGCAACAUGAUUAAAACUAUCCUUUUUGGCCGCUACGAGUUAGACACAUGGUACCAUUCUCCCUACCCAGAAGAAUAUGCACGCUUGGGGCGGUUGUACAUGUGUGAGUUCUGUCUCAAGUACAUGAAAAGCCAGACAAUUCUACGUAGGCACAUGGCAAAGUGUGUAUGGAAACAUCCUCCAGGGGAUGAGAUUUACAGAAAGGCAUCUAUCUCUGUUUUUGAAGUAGAUGGGAAGAAGAAUAAGAUUUAUUGCCAAAAUCUGUGCCUUCUUGCAAAACUAUUCCUGGAUCAUAAGACACUGUAUUAUGAUGUGGAACCCUUCCUUUUCUAUGUCAUGACAGAAGCAGACAACACUGGCUGUCAUCUCAUAGGAUAUUUCUCUAAGGAGAAAAAUUCCUUCCUAAACUACAAUGUUUCCUGCAUUCUGACAAUGCCUCAGUAUAUGAGACAAGGCUAUGGAAAGAUGCUUAUAGAUUUCAGUUAUUUGCUGUCCAAGGUGGAAGAGAAAGUUGGUUCUCCGGAGCGCCCCUUGUCUGACCUUGGCCUUAUCAGCUAUCGAAGCUACUGGAAGGAAGUUCUGCUCCGUUACUUGCACACAUUCCAAGGCAAAGAAAUCUCCAUCAAAGAGAUCAGUCAAGAGACCGCAGUAAAUCCUGUGGAUAUCGUCAGCACCCUACAGGCCUUGCAAAUGCUUAAGUAUUGGAAGGGAAAGCACCUAGUAUUAAAGAGACAGGAUCUAAUUGAUGAAUGGGCAGCAAAGGAAGCCAAAAGAGCCAACAGCAAUAAGACAAUGGACCCCACCUGCCUAAAAUGGACACCACCAAAGGGAACUUAAACUCCUCUAUAUUACACUGACAGGGGUCCUGUCUUCCUUCCGGACUACAAAAUAAGUCUUUCUGCCUCCACAAGCUUUUGGACAUUUUAACUGGUUAUUGGUCUGUUCACCCCAUUGGGUGAUCCAUGCUAUGUUCAUCUACCUAUGGUAAACUUCACCACAGCAGAUGUUCACCUACACACUGGCUUUUUUUUUUUUUUUUUUAAUUGGGAGCUACAUGUACCUGUAGCCAUGUAAUACAUUGUAGAUAUCUAAACAAAAACUAAAAAAAAAAAGAUUUUAGUGACUGCCAAA